AAGCUCUUCCGCCGAGAGUCCCCCAAUGCUAGGUCCCUGCCCAGCUUCCCCGCAGAUGUCAGAUCGGACAUCGCGUCAUGCCUGGCCGUGCCCCCCACUAGUCUCUCUUGGCUCCCCCGGAUCGGCUGCCCCCUGCGCCCUCUGAAUUAACCGUCGUGGCCACUCUCCCAUCAGCCCCCCUCGAUUCCCUUCCCUCGCAUUUCUCCGAGCAAUCGGCCAUGUGCGGCCAUGAGUCCCAAGCGCCAGUCUCCUCCGACCACCUCCCGGGCCUGUCAAUUCUGUCGCGUCCGCAAGAUCCGCUGCGACAAUGUGAAACCCAUCUGUGGCUCGUGCCAGCGCCAUGAUCGACAAUGUGUCUAUGUGGUCGACCCACCCCGCCAGAGGCCCUCCAGAGCCCUCAUCAACGCGGCUCAUCGCCAGCGGCGGGCAGCCGAGAACGUCAUCAUUGCCCUGAAGAAUGCGGAGCCCAGUGCCCGGGCUGGCAUCCUGGACGCGAUCCAGGUCCAGGAUGGGUUCUUGCAACUGCCGCCCUCCUUGACUGGCCCCAGUGCCGCCAUCCCGGCUGCCCAGCCGGCCCAGACCGGUGAUGCCUACAACGCCUCGACCCUGUCUACUCCCAAUGACGAGCUGGAUGAUACCACCUCGGAGGAUGAGGAGUAUGACCCCACUACCUUUCUCUCCCGUGACGAAUGCGGCACUGUGGGCAUCUUUGGCCCAUCGUCGGCGUUGCAUGCCCGGAGCCCCGUCGGCCUGGUCGACGGCGCCCACUCUCGACCGGCUGCAGAGCCGGAUCGCUACCGGCUUAUUGCCGAAGCAGCCCUACAACGCCAGCGUGAGCCUGACCUGCGUCGUCUCGCGACUAUUGGGGGCAUACCAUCCGAGCUGGCCUUGCAUCUGCUCGAUCUGCAUUGGAAUCGGCAGCAUCACACGUUCCUGCUGACCUAUCGCCCGGCAUUCAUGCGGGAUCUGGUCACGGGGGGGCCGUACUGCUCGGAGUUUCUCCUCAAUGCGGUGUUUGCCUGUUCCAGCAAGUUCUCGGAGCGACUUGAAGUCCGGGAAGACCCUCGACGGCCUGAAUCUGCGGGGAAGCAAUUCUUUGAUCGAUGCGAUCAGUUGCUGGCCGAACAGUCCUUGUUGACGCAUUCCAGCAUCCCGACUAUUGCCGGACUGAUCAUGCUCGGCAGCACCUUCAACGCCCGGGGACAAACCUCGAAGGGUUGGCUGUAUACGGGGUUUGCCCUGCGCAUGGUAUACGACCUGGGAUUGCAUCUGGAUUGCAAAGAGGUGGCUGCCAGUGCGGAGGAUAUCGAGGUUCGACGCCGUGUGUUCUGGGCGGCCUUUAUCUGCGACAAGCUGCAGAGCUUAUACUUUGGACGCCCUUUCACGAUCCAGUUGCGGGACGCCCACGUCUCUCGAGACUUCAUGGACACGUUUGAAGAGAAUGAGCUGUGGACGCAGUAUAUCGAUCCCCAGAAACCGGACAGCCAGAUUCGCUCUCAUGUCCCUACGCGCAUCUACUCGGUGACCGUGUUUCAGCAACUGUGUUCCUUGUCCAAGAUCAUGACGAGUAUCAUCGAUCGCUUCUAUAUGGCGGGUGCUACGGGCCGCAAGACGCGCAAGUAUCUGGAGCUGAUCAAUCGUCGCCUGGCGACGUGGUACCGCAAGCUGCCGGGGGAGCUACGGUUCGAGCCCUGGGCGGAUGAUGGACGGUCCCCGCCGGCCGCUGUGGCGCCGAAUGUGAUUAUCCUCCUGACCACCUACAACGCGCUCAUCAUCCUGCUCCAUCGGCCAUUUAUGGGCAGUGGGCAUCUGCGCGCCGAGGAUCCGCCGGCCGACUCUUGGGAGCGCUGUAUCACGGCCGCCCGCAACAUCACAAGCCUGGCACUGGCUUAUCGAUCCGCUUAUUCACUGCGGCGGGCCAACUACAUGCUCAGCUACGCGGUGUAUGUGGCCUGCACCAUCCAUGCACGAAAUCCGGCCAUUCGCGAAAGCACGCGCCGGAAAGAAGCGUCGUCUCCACUGACAGUGUGUCUGCGCUGUCUGGACGAAUUGGCUAUUCCCAACUGCGGGGUGUCAGCACCGUCGAAGAUCAUCCGGCGGCUGAUGGAGGCCAACGGCAUGUCCAUCCAAACGGGAUGCGACCCUGCCAUCCAAGAUCCCUUCCAGGUGGACAUCAACCUGGACUUUCAAACCUUCCCGGGUCUGGACUUUAGCCCGGGGCGACUGGACCACGACAAUCAGCUGUCCGGCUUCCAGGACUUCAACCAGGAUCUCGAUCUCCUGUUCGGGUUCAUGAACGAGCCGGACAUGUCCAUCUCCUCGAUCUUCAACGGUGUGGUGCCCUACUAAUGAUGUCUAGACCAACACUUAUAGAUAAGCUAGAACCAUCAUUCCUAU
Molecule: messenger RNA, 2397 nt
Organism: Aspergillus ibericus CBS 121593
Lineage: Eukaryota; Fungi; Ascomycota; Eurotiomycetes; Eurotiales; Aspergillaceae
Product: nitrogen assimilation transcription factor NirA
Exons: 3
Coding region: 229-2349 (706 amino acids)
Biological process (GO): regulation of DNA-templated transcription; DNA-templated transcription
Molecular function (GO): zinc ion binding; DNA binding; DNA-binding transcription factor activity, RNA polymerase II-specific
Source: RefSeq, a predicted model, not a curated record